Cetraspora pellucida is the source of this 204-nucleotide messenger RNA. NCBI's taxonomy places the organism in Eukaryota, Fungi, Glomeromycota, Glomeromycetes, Diversisporales, Gigasporaceae. The record is from the annotation of a GenBank genome assembly.
AUGACCAUAUUAGGAGAAAGUGAAUCAGCUGAUAAGGUUGCAAUCAAAAGUAGACAAUAUCAUUUUCAAGAAUUACUCAAGAAUUAUUAUUCUGACAAUAUUUUUAAUACAGAUGAGACAGGUCUCUAUUUUCAUCUUGGGUCAGACAAAACACUUGCAUCUAAAAGUAAUGUUGCUAAAGGAUUUAAAAAAGACAAGCAAUGA